Megalops cyprinoides (Indo-Pacific tarpon) is the source of this 687-nucleotide messenger RNA. RefSeq names its product neurturin-like. The record is from RefSeq and is a predicted model, not a curated record. Gene Ontology annotation, molecular function: receptor tyrosine kinase binding; glial cell-derived neurotrophic factor receptor binding; growth factor activity. NCBI's taxonomy places the organism in Eukaryota, Metazoa, Chordata, Actinopteri, Elopiformes, Megalopidae. The coding region runs from base 1 to 687 and encodes 228 amino acids. The transcript is spliced from 2 exons.
AUGAAGUUAUGGAAGUGGGCCGCCACCUUCGCCCUGAUGCUCUGUGGCGCAGCUCUCUCCGGUCUCUUCAGUAAGACUAUGCUUCCCCCAGGACCUCCAAAACAGAGAGGCCCCUGGCCAUCUUCCCCCAGACCAUCUUCGUCACCAUCAUCAUCAACAUCCUCGUCUUCACACAGCAGGCCGCCUCUGUCCGCUUCCCUUUCCCGUACCGGUGGGCGCCGCCGGGAAGCGAGAUCAGCAGAUGGCUUCACCUCUCUCCUCUCAGAGUUUAAUCAGCUGUUCCAGAGCUUCACAGAGGGUGAACUGAAGCAGGUGAUUGAGACUCUGGUGGACAGGAAGGCGAGGAGAGACAAGGCCAAAAGGACGAAACGGGCUCGUAAGGGCCUGAAGCCGUGCUCUCUGCGCGAGGUGGAGGUGAGCGUGACGGAGCUAGGGCUGGGCUACGAGAGCGAUGAGACCAUACUGUUCAGGUACUGCAGCGGGAAGUGCGUCCAGAGCCGGCGCAGCUACGACAUCACGCUGAAGCACAUGAAGGAGGCGGGGCUUCUGAGGGAGAAGCGCGACAGGGCGCGGCAUGUGCCCUGCUGCCGGCCCACCCUGUACGAGGAGGACCUCUCCUUCCUGGACAACAAUGACAAAUACUACACCAUUCACGAGGUGUCUGCCCAGGAGUGUGGCUGCAUAUAG